Molecule: messenger RNA, 974 nt
Organism: Papaver somniferum (opium poppy)
Lineage: Eukaryota; Viridiplantae; Streptophyta; Magnoliopsida; Ranunculales; Papaveraceae
Exons: 1
Coding region: 115-840 (241 amino acids)
Source: RefSeq, a predicted model, not a curated record
ACAACCAAACUUCCCAACCCUCAUUUCUCUCUAUCUCUCAUUCAACCAAUUCACAUCUCUGCAACACCGCAACCAAACCCAUAAUUUUGCAGUUACCCGAAUAUCAAUCUCCUAAUGUGGACACCAUGGAAGAAAAACAACCCAACAAGAAUCCACAAUUCUUCACCAGACUUCUUAUGUUCAUCAUUCAAAGACAUACAAAAUCUUUGUAAAGAAGAAGAACCAUCAUCACAAGAUCAAAAGGCGAAAGACCCAAAAAAAGUAUUUCACCGUGUACGUAUCGCAACCUCCGUAUUACGUAGUUGGAAUUCAUGGAACUCGUUUUCACGGCAACCCAAUUCUCCAUUCUUAGAACCGUUAAAUAUAUCACUCCCCGGUUCGGAGAAACGUAUAGUUGUAUAUUUCACAAGUUUACGUGUAGUUCGUAAAACGUUUGAAGAUUGUCGUACGGUUCGUUCGAUUCUACGUGGAUUUCGUGUUUUCGUGGACGAACGGGACUUGUCCAUGGAUUCUGGUUUCUUAGAAGAAUUGCAGGAGAUAUUAGGAUCUAAGGUACAAGUAACAUUGCCAAGGGUAUUCAUUGGAGGCAGAUAUUAUGGUGGUGCUGAAGAAAUAAGACAACUGCAUGAAACAGGAGAAUUAAAGAAGUUGAUUGAAGGUUUUCCUAAGGUAGAACCAGGUGUAUGUGAAGAUUGUGGUGGGUAUCGAUUUCAUCUAUGUGAUCAAUGUAAUGGUAGCCGUAAGAUUUAUCUUGAGAAAGGUGGAGGGUUUAAAACUUGUUCGAGUUGCAAUGAGAAUGGUUUAACUAGGUGUCCUACCUGUGCAUCUUUAGAAGAGUGAUACAUAGAAUCACCCAAAUCAAAAUGGUAACACUUUCUAAUUACCAGGGUUAAUUUUUUUGUUAAUUCCUUUCAAUGUAAUUUUAUCCUUUGAUUACAUUAAUUACAAUACAAUUCUUUUUAAUUAUUUUCUAA